Messenger RNA from Diprion similis, 3528 nucleotides. It is a transcript of the gene Psa, whose product is annotated as puromycin-sensitive aminopeptidase. The transcript has 5 exons. Lineage: Eukaryota; Metazoa; Arthropoda; Insecta; Hymenoptera; Diprionidae. The record is from RefSeq and is a predicted model, not a curated record. Gene Ontology annotation, biological process: proteolysis; peptide catabolic process. The coding region runs from base 51 to 2957 and encodes 968 amino acids. Gene Ontology annotation, molecular function: zinc ion binding; metalloaminopeptidase activity; peptide binding. Gene Ontology annotation, cellular component: cytoplasm.
UACACUGAUCGCCGGAUCGUUCGUACGGUACUCGGACGACAUUGGUGUAGAUGUUUUCGCGCAGAUUCAUUCAGCGUGGUUGGCGUCGCUUUCGGUUGUGUGGUAGUGGUGUUGUGAGUCUGCAAAAAGAGAAAGGCGGCGGCAUAAGAAGGAGUAGCAGCAGCAGUUUAGUGCAGCUGGUGUCAGUGGAACGCGGCGUGUUAAACAACGGUAAUAUCGUCGCACUCUCCUCACUCGCCGUUAAAGUGUUUGGAAAAUCCUACGCCGCCGCUAGCAGCACGUCGGCCAACUUUGUUCCUACGGCGCAAGAUACGAUAAACGACGAUCCGAAUCUUUCCAAUAUCAUGCCUUCCGCCGAGAAGAAACCGUUCCGCCGUUUGCCCACCGACGUACGCCCCUAUCACUAUGACAUUACGCUAACGCCGGAUCUGGGGAAAUUCGUAUUCAGUGGAAAGGAAAACGUGCACGUUGAUGUAAAACAAUCGAUCGAUACUGUGGUCUUGAAUUCCUUGGAUAUCGACAUAAAAAGUGCCGUAUUUUACGGUAACGAUGGAACGACGAUCCCUGCGAGUAAUAUCGAGCUGUCUGUGGAGGCGGAAACAGCCACCAUCAAGUUUUCUAAAACAUUACCGAUCGGUGAUAAGGUUGGAUUCAUCAGCUUCGUUUUCACCGGUGAAUUAAAUGACAAGAUGAAGGGAUUCUACCGCAGUAAAUACACCGGAUCCAAAGGCGAGGAUCAGUUCGCGGCUGUGACGCAAUUCGAGGCCACAGAUGCGAGGCGCUGCUUUCCCUGUUGGGACGAACCUGCCCUCAAGGCUACCUUCAACAUUACGCUAGCCGUUCCUCAGGACCGUGUUGCUCUAUCCAACAUGCCAGUUAAGUCCGAAUCCGUUGAGGGAGAGUUCAAGGUGCUGAAGUUUGACAAAACGCCCAUUAUGUCGACUUACCUUGUCGCAGUUGUCGUUGGCGAGUAUGACUAUGUGGAGGGAAAAUCGAGCGACGGAGUUCUUGUGAGGGUAUACACACCGAAGGGAAAAAAGGAACAAGGUGAAUUUGCCUUGGAGGUUGCAACAAAAGUGCUACCCUACUACAACACCUACUUCGGCAUUGCUUAUCCAUUGCCAAAAAUGGACCUGAUAGCGAUAGCCGAUUUCUCGGCCGGAGCCAUGGAAAAUUGGGGCCUCGUUACAUACAGGGAGACCUGUCUGCUCGUUGAUCCCCAGAAUACUUCAGCAGUUAGGAAACAGUGGAUCGCUUUAGUCGUUGGUCACGAAUUGGCUCAUCAAUGGUUCGGCAAUCUUGUCACCAUGGAAUGGUGGACUCACUUAUGGCUUAACGAGGGCUAUGCAUCGUUUGUGGAGUUCCUUUGCGUCGCUCACCUGUUUCCCGAGUACGAUAUUUGGACCCAGUUCGUUACAGACACGUACAUCAAGGCUCUGGAACUCGACGCGCUCAAAAACAGCCAUCCCAUUGAGGUCCCUGUCGGACAUCCGUCCGAAAUUGACGAGAUCUUCGAUGACAUAUCUUAUAACAAAGGUGCCAGUGUGAUCCGGAUGCUUCACAGCUACAUCGGCGAUGAAGACUUCAAGAAAGGCAUGAGUCUCUACCUCAAGAGACAUUCUUAUUCCAACGCUUUGACCGAAGACCUUUGGGCUGCGCUUGAAGAAGCCAGCAGCAAGCCUGUCGGCGCUGUCAUGUCAACAUGGACCAAGCAGCAAGGAUUUCCAGUUUUGAAGGUUGACCAACGGCAGGAGGGAACGUCGCGCGUUCUCUCACUUUCCCAGGAGAGAUUUCUUGCCGAUGGAUCAAAGGACAAGGAAAAAAGCCUGUGGAUGAUACCAGUGAGCGUUAGCACGUCGCGGGCACCGCAGGAAGUCGCGAUUAGCACGGUAAUGAACGAAGCUCAGAAGGAGAUCGUUUUGAAUGACGUACCCAAAGGCGCUUGGGUAAAAAUCAACCCAGGGACGAUCGGGUUUUACAGAACUCGUUACAGCCCCGAAGCACUUUCCCUCCUCCUUCCCGCCGUCAAAGAUCGCACCCUCCCUCCGUUAGACAGACUCGGACUCCUGGACGAUCUCUUCGCCAUGGUACAAGCCGGCCAUGCCUCAACGGUCGAGGUUCUACGACUGAUGUACGCCUUCCAAGCGGAAGACAAUUACACGGUUUGGUCGAGCAUUGUUAACAGUCUUGGUAAACUGAGCGUUUUACUUUCUCACGUCGAUUACGAAGACUCAUUCAAGGCCUUUGGACGAUCUCUGAUGAAGGACAUCGGCAGCAAACUGGGCUGGGAUCCAAAACCUAACGAGAGUCAUCUGGACACGCUUCUCAGAUCCUUGGUGCUGGGGCGCCUGGCCGCGUUGAACGACGCGGAGACGAUCGAUGAGGCCAAGAAACGCUUCGAGGCUCAUGUGUCAGGGGUCAAAGUUCUUGCCGCGGAUUUACGCAGUCCUGUUUACAGGGCAGUGCUUUCCGUGGGCGGAGCCGAUACCUACGCAACGAUGCUGAAGUUGUACAGGGAGGCUGAUCUUCACGAAGAGAAAGACCGAAUAUCGCGAGCCCUGGGCGCGAUAAAAGAUGAGACACUGCUCAAGCGGGUGCUCGAGUUUGCGAUGAGCAGCGAGGUUCGCGCCCAGGAUACGGUCUUCGUUAUAAUGUCCGUCGCCAUGACGUACAAGGGACGGAUUUUGGCCUGGACAUUUUUCAAGGACAACUGGAAGGUACUCAUGGACAGGUACGACGGCGGUUUCCUACUCUCAAGACUCGUCAAAUUUACGACAGAGAAUUUCGCUACCGAGGAAAGCGCUCUAGAGGUUGAAAAGUUCUUCGCCGAUCAUCCGACACCGGGGACUGAGAGGACCGUACAGCAAAGCGUGGAAACCAUCAGACUGAACGCGGCAUGGCUUGCUAGGGAUCGAGAAGCGAUAAAAUCGUAUCUCUCACAAUCAGCCUUACCGUAACUCGGAAUAAACCGCAUUAACACCUAGUCACUUAUUUCUUACAUCUACGUUGUUUCGAGAACCUUUUUCUAUUACAACGUGUUCAACGUAAUUUAGGUUGAAUCAAAUUGCCAAGACUUCGGUGCAUAAUAAUAGUAAUAAUAACAAUAGUUAUUAUUAUUUUUACAACUAUUUACUAAUAUCUCAAGGAACGUGCGGGCGUUUUUGCGCCGCGGCCAGUGAUUUGGAGAGAUAUUUAGUUUUAUUGUGUUUCUUUUUUUUUCUGCCAAGGAGAGAGAUGGGAAGUCAUUUUUUACCUUACAAGUAGUCGAAGGACUCUAUUGAUGUUACGUUUCGAGUCAUACGUGUUUUCGUAUCGACCAACGUUCGCCCCUUUACUUAAUUUUUUCUAAACUCCAAACGGCAAGUCAUGUCCGGUUUCCUUUACACUACGUGAAAAUCGUCUGGAAAAUGUUUGUCCUUUGUCUUUAGUAAAAUUCCGAAGAAACGACGUAUCUUCAACUAGGGAGGAGCGGAUUUAUCCAUCUGUGUAUAGAUAAUAACUGGUUUAAAUAUACUUCUUCAUAUCUGA